CCGCCCUUGGUCCAUCCUCUGCUCAUGCCGCCUCCGCCUCCGUCCCCACCACUGCCCCCGCAUCUCCUCCGCCACCUCCACGGCCGCAAGCUCACCACCGAGCUCCUUGACCCCCUCAUCCGGUCCACCUCCUCCUCGCCGUCUCCCUCCCUCUCCUUCGCCCUCUUCAUCCUCCUCCUCCGCUCCGCCCUCCGCCCGUCCCACCUCACCUUCCCCUUCCUCGCCCGCGCCGCCGCGCGCCUGUCCUCCGCCUCCCUCGCGGCCGCGCUCCACGGGCACCCGCUCCGGCUCGGGCUCCUCCCCGCCGACCUCCACGUCGCCAACUCCCUCGUCCAUGCGUACGCCGCCUGCGCCCUUCCGGACCACGCCCGCCGGGUGUUCGACGAAAUCCCCCGGCCCAACCUCGUCUCGUGGAACGCUCUCCUCGACGGGUACGCUAAGUGCCGGGACCUCGCCGCCGCGCGCAAGGUGUUUGCUAGGAUGCCCCGGCGGGACGUGGUGUCAUGGAGCGCCAUGAUCGACGGGUGCGUCAAAUGCGGGGAACACCGGGAAGCACUCGCGGUGUUUGAGAUGAUGGAGAACGCCGCUGCAGUGGAGGAGGAGGAGGGCGGGGGCGGGGUGAGGGCGAACGACGUCACAAUGGUGAGUGUACUCAGCGCGUGCGCGCACCUGGGGGACCUCGAGCGUGGGAGGCGGGUGCAUCAGUGCCUCAGGGAUCGGGGCUUCGCUCUGAAACUCAGGCUGGCGACCUCGCUUGUCGACAUGUAUGCCAAGUGUGGGGCGAUCCGCGAGGCGCUGGAGGUGUUCCGGGCUGUGCCAGUUGAGAACACUGAUGUCCUGAUAUGGAACGCCAUGAUCGGCAGCCUUGCAGUGCAUGGCAUGGGCACUGAAUCGCUGGAAAUGUUCCAGGAGAUGCAGCGUGCUGCUGUUGCACCAGAUGAGAUCACGUACCUCUGUCUGCUGAGUGCUUGUGUCCACGGUCGUCUAGUGGAUGAGGCUUGGAUGUUCUUCCGCUUGCUCGAGGCGCAAGGGCUCAGACCGCACGUCGAGCACUAUGCUUGCCUGGUAGAUGUGCUUGGUCGAGCAGGGCGCUUGGAGGAAGCAUAUGGUGUCGUUAAAAGCAUGCCAAUGCAGCCCAGUGUUUCUGUGCUUGGUGCUCUCCUGAAUGCAUGUCAUUUACAUGGAUGGGUAGAGCUUGGUGAGGUAGUCGGCAGGCAGCUUGUCCAAUUGCAGCCAGAUCAUGAUGGCAGGUACAUUGGCUUGUCCAAUAUCUACGCUGUUGCUAGGCGGUGGCAAGAGGCGAAGAAAGCGAGAAAGGUGAUGGAGGAGCGGGGUGUAAAGAAGGUCCCUGGCUUUAGUGAGAUUGAUGUUGGUGGAGGGAUCUCCAGGUUCAUUGCGCAGGACAAGACUCAUCCGGGCUCGGCGCAGAUUUAUGACUUACUGAAUCUGAUAGCGAUGGAGAUGAAAAUGAAGGAUGAUGAUGCCAUUUCAGAUUACCUCAGUGCACACUGCUAGAGUGAUGGUUGCACCUGUGGAUCUCUCAAGAAACAACUUCCAUGAAGUAGUUUGGU
Messenger RNA from Panicum hallii, 1571 nucleotides. Its product is annotated as pentatricopeptide repeat-containing protein At5g08305-like. The record is from RefSeq and is a predicted model, not a curated record. The transcript has a single exon. Bases 25 to 1515 code for a protein of 496 amino acids. Gene Ontology annotation, molecular function: protein binding; RNA binding. Gene Ontology annotation, biological process: RNA modification. Lineage: Eukaryota; Viridiplantae; Streptophyta; Magnoliopsida; Poales; Poaceae.